This is a messenger RNA of Contarinia nasturtii (swede midge), 2208 nucleotides long. Its product is annotated as histone H4 transcription factor-like. Gene Ontology annotation, biological process: regulation of transcription by RNA polymerase II. Lineage: Eukaryota; Metazoa; Arthropoda; Insecta; Diptera; Cecidomyiidae. Gene Ontology annotation, cellular component: nucleus. The coding region runs from base 118 to 1935 and encodes 605 amino acids. The transcript is spliced from 6 exons. Gene Ontology annotation, molecular function: RNA polymerase II transcription regulatory region sequence-specific DNA binding; DNA-binding transcription factor activity, RNA polymerase II-specific. The record is from RefSeq and is a predicted model, not a curated record.
UUUGGAGGCAAAAUCUAAUGUCAAAUUGUUUAUUGUUAGUAUUUCACCUGUGAAGAGUUUUUUUUCUCAACAAUAGUUUUAUGUGAAACUGCGUAUAUCUUUAGUUUCACAAUAAAAAUGGUACAAACACGGCGUAGAAAAGCGGCAAAUAAAACACCUGUUAAAACAAUAAAACGGGACAAAGCCGUUGGAAAAUCGAAAAAAGCACAAAAUAAUUUUGAUCGAUGCAAAAAUUGGAUUCAACAACAGAAAAAAGAGAAAACCAAAAUUCAACCAGAACAAUUGGAUUCAAAUGAUUCAGACGAAGAACAAAGAGACGUUAAUUUGGCGCCAAUUUCGGAUGCCCAAGACAAUGAAGAAAAUGUUAAGCAAAUUGUCUUGUCUUGUUGUGAAUGGCAACGAUGUAAUCGAUUGUUUGAUAAACAUACGGAGUUUUGUGAACAUGUUUUGAGCCAUUUGCAGCCGACUGCCGAGAUAUUCAAAUGUGAAUGGGAUCUGUGUGGAAUUGAAUGCGAUGAUUUUGUAAUUUUCAAACGGCACGUUGGAUAUCAUUGUUAUAUGACACGCUUGAAAACCGUUGGCGAACAACUAUUGAUCAAGAGACCAAUGCCAGCGUGUUUGAUUUCAUCACGUGGACGGAAUUUAAUUCCGGCCACCGACUCGAAGUACGUUUGCAUGUGGAAAGAUUGCAGCUAUACAUUCGAUAUGGUGGAAGAUUUUUACUCACACGCAUAUUCACAUUGUGUGCAUGAGCUCGAGUUCAAUAAGCAGGGCAAUCGAAAUAAACCAGUUCAAUGCCAAUGGGUUUCGUGUAAGAGAAUGUUUAAUAAAAGGCUGAAAAUGACGGAUCACAUGCGAACACAUACGGGUGAACGAUUCGUCGCGUGUUUAAAUUGUGGCCAAACAAUAAAUUCGUAUGCAAAAUUCUACGAUCAUUUUCGGCGUCAGGCUUUAAACAAGAAUUACAAGUGUGAUCACUGUUUUCAAACUUUUCACACCGAAGAAUUGUUGAAUAAUCACACAUCGGCCCAUGUAAAUCGUGUGAAAUGCACGGAAUGCGAUAUGACAUGCCCAUCGAAUGCAGCUCUUGUCCAACAUUUUCGCUAUCGUCAUUUGAACGAACGUCCAUUUAAAUGUAGCGAAUGUGAUUAUGCGGCGGUUACAAAAUGGGAUUUGAAUAAGCAUCAAUCGAGAAAGCACAACAUCGAGCAAACAACAUAUUUUUGUGAAGAGUGUGAUUUUACAUGUUUGACAAUAAAUCAAUGGCGAAAACAUUCGCGCGACGAGCAUGGCGAUGGGCCAAAUCUAUAUUGUUGUCAUUGUUGCGAACGACAAUACAAAAGCGGUGCAUCGCUCUCGCGACAUUUAAGAAAGAGUCAUGGAUUUCGAUUGCCGUCUGGUCACAUACGAUUUACCUUUCAACUGUGCGAUGAUGGCAUAUACCGUGUACAGCAAACUCGAAUGGAAACAGAAUUUGUGUCAAAACAAAUUUCAAUGGCAACGCAUGCAAAAGAUGUGUCAAUAAAUAAAAAUGUCACAUAUUCGCUGAGUGAAUUUAAGGAAACCACUGAUGGCAUACAGAUGUCAGUAAUUGAAACUGAGAAACAGAAUGAAAUACCGACGAUGGUCAAACCAGCAACGGAAAAUAAUAAACUUGAACCCAAAUCACGAAAUGCAGAUCAAUCGACGAAAAUGGCACCCGCUCAAUAUGAGAUCGAUUCAAGCACAUUUGAAUUUAUGGAAUGUUUGAAUUUGAAAAGCAAUCAUGGCGAGUUGAAAAACAUCGAUAAUUUCUCUGUGAUCAAGAAAUAUGCGAAGAAAAAACGACAAAAGAGUCAACGCAUCACAUAUAUUAUUGAAGAAUUCGACGAGCAAGGGAACAUGAUUAAAACUCAAACUCUACCAUGUGAUACUGAAAUAGAUACAUCCGACUAAUCGGAACUAUUUUAUGUUUCUCCUUAUUUACAGGAAUGUUUUAUAUGAUUUCAAUUAUUAUUUGAAAUAAUUAUUUUUAUGAUUUUAUAUGAUUUCAAUUAUUAUUUUAUUUUAUGUAAUUUUUUGAAUGUAUGAUUAAUUGAUGAUGUUUGUUAGUUGACAUUGUUGUUUUGGUCCGGCGGUCUUAACAAUGAAACUGGCAAUGGUACAUCAAAGAUCCGGCAAAGUCCUAUGUAAUUUAAAGCAAAUACAUUAAAUAAUGAAUAUUCUGUU